UUGGAGCCAGUUACUCACCGCCCAUCUGGAAAAGCUGAGAGAAUCGGACGGAUCUAGCGGACGAAUUAAAAAAGCGGGGCCGAACAUGAUAAGGGUUCACCAACUGCAACAAGUUAAUCGCAAAUCAGAGGCUUAUUGAAGAUUACCGACAGAGCAGAUCCAUAAUAUAAUUGUUUUUUUAUUGAUGGCCGGUCAUUCCCUUCCCUUCCCUCUGUUUUUUUUAGUUGUGUGAUUCUUGUUUGGGUAUUUGUUUCGAGUACAGAAGAGGCUGUGGUGGCAUGCUGCGGCUAUCACUGGAGUUGCGGUAGAGAGAGAGAGAGAGAGAGAGAGAGAGAGAGGGAGGUGUUAGAGGGAGAGGAAAUGGGCUCUGAUUGGAGUCCAUGGAGGUACGGCAAACACAAUCACGUUAUCAUAAAGCUUGCCGUCUCCAUUUUGCUGGUUGGUCUCGCAUUCCGUCUGUUUGCUUCAAGUUCCGGCGGGUUGGAGCGGGUUUCCGAGGUCAGAGAGUCCAAUCUCUCCUUUUCCGACGGGUACGCAGGCGAAAGAUCGGACACCCAGGUGCCAGAUUCGGGAGCUUCGGUGACCCAAACGAAUAAAAGUGGGGAAGGAAAAUGCGAUUUUUUUGUUGGAGACUGGAUCUACUAUCCAUCUGGGCCUAGAUAUACGAACGCGACUUGCCCGAGAAUUGAAGAUCAUCAGAAUUGCAUGAAGAAUGGGCGACCAGACUCAGACUAUCUGUAUUGGAGGUGGAAGCCUCGGUAUUGCGAGAUGCCGGUUUUUGAUGGAGAGAAAUUUCUAGAGAUGAUGAGAAAUAAAACAUGGGCAUUUAUUGGGGACUCCAUUAGCAGGAACCAUGUUCAGUCUUUCCUCUGUCUUCUGUCUCAGGUGGCUGAAGUUGUUGAUGUUUACCAUGACGAAGAAUACAAGUCCCGGACCUGGCAGUUUCCUUCAUACAACUUCACUCUUGCAGUUAUAUGGUCACCUUUUCUUGCAAAAGCAGAUAUCUUUGAGGACAUAAAUGGUGUCUCAACAUCUGAAAUUGAGUUGCAUCUUGAUGUUCUGGACAAGAAAUGGACUGACCAAUUCGAGAAAUUCGACUUCGUCGUUAUUGCGGGUGGCAAGUGGUUCCUGAAGACCAGUAUUUUCUAUGAGGAAGGGAAGAUAGUUGGUUGCCAUUAUUGCCCAAAAAGGAAUCUGACUGAACUUGGUUUUCAGCAUUCCUACAGGAAGGUACUUGGAUCGGUAUUUGACUAUAUUGCAACAUCCAAGCACAAUGUUGUGACAUUUUUUAGGACCUCAACACCAUCUCACUUUGAAAAUGGAGAGUGGUUUAGUGGGGGAACAUGCAAAAGGACUAGGCCAUUCAAAGAAAAUGAGAUCAGCAUCAGUGAUAUGGACAGGAUCCUGCGAGAUAUUGAGCUAGAGCAAUUCGAGAAAGCACUUGAAAGGCAGACAGCAAAUACAGCAAAAUUUAAACUUUUUGACACAACCAUGCUGUCAUUGUUACGGCCUGAUGGGCAUCCUGGGCCAUACAGACAGCUCCAUCCUUUUGCACAGGACAAAAAUGCUAAGGUGCAGAACGACUGUUUGCAUUGGUGCCUGCCUGGACCUAUAGACUCCUGGAAUGACAUGUUGAUGAAGAUGGUAGAAGAUGAUUGAGCGUCCUCAACAAUCACCAGAUUGAGGUGAAGAUGGUUGUAUCAUUUGCAGAGACAAUUGGAUUCCAGUUUGAGGAAGAUGAUGACAGAGCAGAAAUCUGCAACAGGAGCGAAGAUUAAAUCCUCCUGUCUGUACUCAGUUGCUGCAUGACUUUGUUGGCCAUCACUACUUCAGUUUGCGAGUCAUUUGAUGAUUUUAUAACGCCACAAAUAGGUGACAAAAAGUGAAGAUUAUCUUCGUCACCGCAGUAUACUAAAGCGUCCAUUGUAGUGGGUGAGUUGUUGGUCUUUCUCUGCGAUUUGUGUUGUUCAUCUGUUCUUGAAUUGUUCUCCACUUGUAUUAUUUGGCUGUCUUAUUGGAGCUGUUCUUCGAGUACGGUUAGAUUCUAAGGUUCACCAACAUUAUCA
Molecule: messenger RNA, 2066 nt
Organism: Nymphaea colorata (pocket water lily)
Lineage: Eukaryota; Viridiplantae; Streptophyta; Magnoliopsida; Nymphaeales; Nymphaeaceae
Product: protein trichome birefringence-like 25
Exons: 3
Coding region: 361-1659 (432 amino acids)
Cellular component (GO): Golgi apparatus
Molecular function (GO): O-acetyltransferase activity
Source: RefSeq, a predicted model, not a curated record